Molecule: messenger RNA, 3044 nt
Organism: Suillus subalutaceus
Lineage: Eukaryota; Fungi; Basidiomycota; Agaricomycetes; Boletales; Suillaceae
Exons: 5
Coding region: 497-2806 (769 amino acids)
Biological process (GO): fungal-type cell wall biogenesis; transmembrane transport
Source: RefSeq, a predicted model, not a curated record
UGAGACGAGGAGCACAGGAAAACGCCUCAUUGAAUGUGUUUCACGGCUGGAAACAUGAGGCCGCUAAGCUCUAAGCAAAUGAUGCACUGCCACCAAUGCUUCUCACCCGAUUUCAUCCUUUUGGCGAACCGCGCCACUCGUUCCAAAUCACUUUUAUUUAUUUCGAUUGAAAUAUUCAUGGCUCCAGCUACAACGUUCCUUGCCCCACUGCACCUCCUUCUCUAACGCUAGCUUCCAGCAGGCUAUAGGUGUCCUGCACCACUCUGUCGCAAACGGAGAACAAGGGAAUACGUAACCACAGCUUUCAACAACAAUAGACCAACGGUUAGUACAAUGGAACAAUAAGUAAACAACACGCCUUGGACAUGCAACUCAUUUUGGAGUAUCCUUUAUCAUGAUUCGCAGGUGAAAAUCCAGACUCAGCAAGAUCGACAGCCUGUGUAUCUACCCUCACUUCUACCUCUACCACCACUGGUUGGUGCUUUCAUAGUUUCUCAUGUUCGCCCGUAUCGCCAGGUUGCGAUUCCUUCUACCCCUUCUUCUUACAUUCUCUUCAUUGGCAGCUGCUAGAGAUGACUCUCUGUUCACUUCCUCCGUGACUUAUUGCUCACCACCAGAGAGUCUCCUCAUUCAGCAGUUUGACGUCGCAUACUUUGCAAGUAAUCAGUCCAUAUGGUUCAACAUUUCCGCAGCAAGUGUCGACGCCAACGUCAAUGUGACCGCUAAUGUAUUGGUGAACGUCUAUGGAAUGCAUCCCGUCAACUUUACCAUCGAUUUAUGCUCGCUGUUCAGUGGUGCCCUGUGCCCAUUACCGAUGUAUAACUUUACCGGUUCCGACUCCAUCCCUCUGCCAUCUUCCCUCGGUGUUUCCGACAAGAUCCCUAGCAUCGCUUUCCAAAUUCCGGACCUUGAGGCAUAUGUACAAUUAUCCCUCACGGAAGUGAACACUGGAGUCCUUAAGGCUUGUGUUCAGGCAACCCUUUCUAACGGCUGGUCAGCACAUCAAGUAGCCGUGGAAUGGGCAACUGGUGCACUCGCACUACUUGCUCUUCUUUCUGCAGUUUUCUCUUCGUUUACGCCAAACACCCUGGCACCCUUCCGUCUUUUCGAUCUUCUCUACCUAUAUCAAUGGACUGCGUCAACAGCACUCCUGGAUCUUAAUUAUUCCUCAGUCUAUCAAGCAUUUACAACAAACUUUGCAUGGGCGAUGGGUUUAUUCUCCGCGUCUGCAACCUCUCCCAUUCAGAUUUCCAUCAACAACAUGCGUCACCUCACCGGAGGCAAUAUGGCUGAUGCCACUGGAGGUUCUGCAGUUGCUCUCGUGAACCGCGAACUUAGCCCAUACAAUGCCAUAGCUUCGUUAACUUCUCUCGCCUCUUCCGAUCAAUAUGCGGGCAUCGGCGUAGAGAACCUUUGGGCGUCUUCUAAUAUGACUUCAGCCAAUUAUAUCUCGGACAUCUCGGUAGCCUCUGUUCAAGAACUCUCUACCUCUGGCGAUGUACAGCUUGUGACAUCGGCAUCCACCAAUGUUCUCCAGGCCGGUGUACCUAUCUAUGUCAACUCUGUUGGCAUCGCCACGGCCAACGCUUUCAUGACCGUCUUCUUGGUCGUCUUGAUGAUCACCGCAAUAUUACUUGCGGUCCUUUCCGUCGGUUAUUGCAUCCUUGCCGCAACAUCCUGGUAUGGACAACGGACAGAAAGGUACAUCGCUAAUUGGCGUCAUCGAUAUCCUUCAUUUGCCCGUGCCUGGCUGCUGCGCAUCUGCCUGAUUGUAUUCACACCAGUGGCAAUAUUUGCGUUCUAUCAGUGGACGCUCAAGGAUUCAUGGCUGUCUAUCUUCCUCUCAGUGAUUUUAUUCCUUGCGGUGGUUAGCUAUAUCCUACAUUCUAUCGUCCUCGUGCAUCGCCUGGCCCUUCGUUCAACGCCCUCUGAACUGUAUACGCAACCCGAUCUCCUAGCUUCUCAUGGUCCUCUGUACGCGAUAUACCGCUCGGAGCGAUUUUACGCGACUACUCCCUUGAUAUUGGCUAUUUUCGUGAAGGCCCUCUUUAUUGCCUUUUCUCAUGUCAACGGUGUCGUGCAAGUUGCCGCAAUCCUCGUUGUAGAAUGCAUGGUCCUUGCCUCUCUAUUAACCCUUCGGCCACACAAAUCAAGAGGUGCUGAUGUCCUCGCAACCUACCUGGCGAUUACCAGAGUACUUUGCACUGGCCUCAUGAUCGCUUUUUUGGAGAGCCUAAACUUAGGGGCAAUACCUCGCGUUGUGAUCGGCAUCGUGAUAGCUGUGAUCAUUUCGGUUGCGGUCAUCGUCAUGUUUAUCAACACGCUUGUGAACAUGGGCAUCAUGAGACUUGUUCCGGCACGUUAUAGACGGCGCCCGGGUGCCACACCCAGUGGUUUGGAUGUGGAGAAGGGCGCUGAAAAUGAUGAGAAAGACUGGCGGCCGCGGAAUCCUACGCCAGAGCGGAACAUCCCCCUGGAUCCUGAUGUUAAUCAACCAUAUCCCGACAGUCCUUCCCAGACUGUGACGGACCAUCAGAGUCUCUAUUCAGAAGAGUCGGGGUCAACAACCCUAGGUUCACUGCUCCCGCGGCGGUGGUCAAUCCAACAAUCUCAACCCUCAAAUCACUCGCGGUCCAACUCUCAAUCGCAGUACUCAUCAAGUCAAUCCAAUUAUUCACCCUCCCAGUCCAAUUAUAUAUCAAAUGUGUCGUCACCACGGCAGUCCGUGCCACCUUCGCCGCUACGCACACAAUCACCAUCACAUAGCAGACAGCCUACUAUAGACGAGCACCCUCCAUUUCCAUAGACGUUCCUUUUCCCCCUCAAGUCAUUUUCCGUAGAGUUAAAGCACUUUCGCCUUCUCGCAUCUGCAUGUAUCGUUCUUCAUCUUGUUUCACUCGCAUUCACUCUCACUCAUUUGGACAAAUCUGGUAAUGCAUGUAGAUAGUUCUCCAUGAUGUGCAUGAUGAGUCACGUUAUAUACUUAUUCUUAUUUUCUUAAGUUGCUUUUGUUAUAGUCUUACGGGCGAAUAAUUAUAUUGGUA